AUGUCAUUAUUACCGGUAAUUGUCUCAAGAAAAUUCAAGAAACCAAAGCGCAACUUGUUUGAAGAAUUUAGUGUGAAAGACCUUGGUCCAUUAAAAUACUUUCUUGGCAUAGAGGUGGCCAAGACAAAAGAUGGUCUAGUCCUAAGCCAAUGCAAGUACACAUUGGACAUCUUGAAGGAUUGUGGAAAAUUGGGUUGCAAACCGAGUUCCUUCCCGAUUGAGCACGGCUUGAAACUUGACAAAGGUGAAAAUGAACCAAGUAUUGACGGGAACCAGUACCGCCGCUUAGUUGGUCGUCUUCGAUAUCAUCAAGCCACCCGACCAGAUAUAACCUACUAUGUAAAUGUCUUAAGCCAGUUCGUGGCCGACCCAAGAAGCAACCACCUAGAAGCAGUAAAUCGUGUUUUAAGAUACUUAAAGGCUACACCAGGUCAAGGAAUUCUCCUUUCCCAUGUAGGAGAUCCUGUUUUGACCGCUUAUUGUGACUCGGACUGGUUGGGUUGUUCAUUCACAAGACGGUCACGCACUAGAUACUUCUUAUUGCUAGAUGGGACUCCCAUUUCUUGGAAAACUAAGAAACAAUCCGUUAUCUCACGUUCUUCAGCGGAAGCCGAAUACAGAGCUAUGGCGUCCACGGUCAGUGAAGUCAUUUGGGUUCGUUGGUUACUUGGUGAGCUUCAAGUUCACAUUUCAUCGCCCACGCCUCUGUUUUGUGAUAAUCAGGCAGCCCGUGACAUCGCCAACAACCCGGUAUUCCACGAAAGAACGAACCAUGUUGAGAUGGACUGCUAUUUUGUGCGAGAACGUGUUGAAUCCAAAGAAAUAAUUCCCAUGAAGAUCAGUAGCACAAUGCAGGUUGCAGACUUGCUCACGAAGGGGCUCACAUCCCAACAACUUCUUUUCCUUCUUGACAAGAUUGGCAUUGCAAAUUUGCACGCUUCAUCUUGA
This is a messenger RNA of Helianthus annuus (common sunflower), 948 nucleotides long. RefSeq lists its product as uncharacterized. The record is from RefSeq and is a predicted model, not a curated record. The transcript has a single exon. Lineage: Eukaryota; Viridiplantae; Streptophyta; Magnoliopsida; Asterales; Asteraceae. Bases 1 to 948 code for a protein of 315 amino acids.